GUCAGCCCUCAUGCUGCAGGCAGUGUCCAGGACUGCAAGGAGGUAUUACGCCAGUCGAGUCCCAAAUCAGGCAGCGGCAGUAUGCGGUCUUUAUGAUGUUGAUCACAUAUCAAAAUCUGCAGAUGCCUCUUUUAGCUCAAAGGGGCUUCGAGAAUUCUCGCACCACUGUUUUCCAAGAUGGCCUCCAGCAUGCCCUGGCAUUAAUGUCCACUUGCAUCAGACAAAUUCCUUCAAGAUCGCGGAUAGUCAGGUGUUGAAGGACCCUCUGCAGGGGAAUAGAUGCUUCAGCAGCAGUCCGCUGACAGAGGCACGUGUGCAAGGGCCAGAUGGGAAUGGCGCAUCAGGAAAGGUUGUGCUGUAUCGCGGCAUAGGCAUGAUCCCCUUCAGAGUGCUGGUCCGGCUGAAGAUAUUCCAGUUGGCAGGGGUUGCCGCCCUGGCAAUCCCCAUCAACACAUUCCUUGUACAGGGGAGUGUUUCCAGUGUGCAAGCCGUCAUGGCCACAGCACUGGUGGUGGGCUGUGCAGCAGCGUCUGUCACGCUGUGGUAUUACUCCAGGCGCUAUGUUGGUGAGAUGUCGCUGUUGCAAAGGCCAGGGGACGCCCAGUCCUCCCUGUGCUUCAGUGUGCUGGACUUCUGGGGGAACCGUGAGGACAAUAUUGUUCCUGCUGGACGGCUGAUUGCGCCUCUGCAAGGCUGCUCUCAGACUCAGCUUACAGAGAUUGCUAAGCAGACGCUCCUGCCAGUUGAUGUAGAAGGGGACAGGCAAUACAUACUGUCACUGCGCCACGGCCACCUAGUGAAUAAGCAGAAGCUCAUGGAAGUCUUGAAAGGACGGUUGAGCAGCGAGCAGACGGGCAGUUGAGUUGACCAUGUCAUAUGUUGAGAUCGUGCACUCUAUCGUCCGUGGUAUUGAGCAGUACAAACUCAAUUUGAAUAGUAACUUCCUAGUAUUUGUAAUGUAGCUGAUAUUGUC
Coccomyxa subellipsoidea C-169 is the source of this 973-nucleotide messenger RNA. RefSeq lists its product as hypothetical. Gene Ontology annotation, cellular component: mitochondrion. The record is from RefSeq and is a predicted model, not a curated record. The coding region runs from base 374 to 862 and encodes 162 amino acids. NCBI's taxonomy places the organism in Eukaryota, Viridiplantae, Chlorophyta, Trebouxiophyceae, Coccomyxaceae. The transcript has 4 exons.